UCUUGUGCAGCGCAAAGGAAGAGCAGCCGCUAGCCUGCGAAAUCUACUAACAGGAAAACAGUGACAAACGCACUGCACCAGCAACAGACUCUCUUAAAUUGAGAAACAGAGAAUGAACAUGUUUUAUUAUGCCUCAAGAUGUGUGGCCGACUUGUUUCAGGGAGGAUUUGUAAUUUUGGAGGCGGGAGAGUGUUGAAAACUGAAGGCGCCUCAGACUCGAGUGACUCUCGCGACUGAAGAGUUUCAUCCGAGAGGACGGCCUGAGGGAAACUCUCACACCGCCAAAUGGCCUUCAUUUAGGCCACGGAGAGGAAGUCAAGGGCUCGGAAAUAUUAAACACAGCUGGAUUAAAGCUGUCACUGUAUUUGGAGUUUCUGGAGUUUCAGUUUUAAGAAUAUAAAAGACUAAAAAUGCCGCGAUGAAGACUCCUGCGCGCUGACGGAUCACGGAGGGAGUCUUGAGUUAGCGUGACACCAACAGAAAAAUAUAUGAUAUAUUUUCAUAUGAACAGUGUUACUGAGCUUACAUUGAAGCUGUACGCUUCAAUCUGACGUGUCAAAGUCAGUAACAUACUUUACGGGGUCAUAAUGUCUAAAAUGCCGUCGAAAAAGAAGAGCUGCUUUCAGAUCACGAGCGUAACGCAGGCUCAGGUGGGGGCCAACAGCAUCACGGACGAUACCGAGAGUUUGGACGACCCGGACGAAUCCAGAACCGAGGAUAUGUCCUCAUCUGAGAUAUAUGACAUGUCCAGAGGCGGCGAUUUUGAGCAGGAGAUUUGUGACGUCAGUUUAUCGGACGAACCGCUUAAUAACGACCUGGAAACAUCUGGCGCGAGCGUGUCAAUACCUGGCUCCGUUAAUUCAGGUGGUGUUCACAUGAACCCAAACGCUCGUGGAGUCAAUGGGGCUUCAAGCCAAAUGACCACCCCAUCUGAACCAUCCCAGCCUUCAUCUUCAAUUGCUGGUGGUGUUGCAUCUAAUGCACCAUUUAGUAUGCCCCAGACAUCCACAUCAGUAAGCAGUUCUGCUACAGUAAGUAGUUGCAGUUCCCGUUUCAGAGUCAUCAAACUUGAUCAUAGUACAGGUGAGCCCUUUAAAAGAGGUAGGUGGACUUGCACCGAGUUCUAUGAACGAGAUACGGAUGUUUCCUCAUCAGGUCGGACGGUAGAUAAUGUUAAACAGGCUGGCACUUUGGACCAUAUAUUGGACAGGGAUGCUCUUGCAGUUCCUGUUGCAGCAGAACCACAUAAUGAUAGUGGGUAUGUGUCUGUACCAUCUAAUCCUGUGGACCAUCAACAGCAAAGUUUUGGCAUUUCACAGCAGGCAUUAGGGAAUAUUUUUCCAUCAGGGUCCGGCGAUGCCCACGUUCAACAAGUCAAAGGUCCUAGCAUGCCUUCUACAACUCAGCCACAGUCAUUUUACCCAGGUAAACCGGCACAAAACCCUGGUCAUAUCCUUCCCGCUGGUUUUCCAUCAGACUAUAUGUCACCGCAUCAGCCUCCCUUGCAAACUCCUGUCUCCUCAGCCCAGACACUAUCAGUGACCUCUCUUCCACUUGGUGCCCCACUGAACCAGGGCCAAUCCACUGUCAUGACCCCUGCUGCGGGAGGCACUCAAGUGCUCGGAUUAGUUCCACCUCAGGCUGUUGAUACUAUAGGGCACGGCAGAGGGCCACUUAUCGUCAGUCAAACAGAGCAAGUUCAUGGUCUUAUACAGAAGUCAGGCAUUGAUACAGCUCUAGGGACUGUCGUUUCACAGACACCAGUGCCGCUCAUUCAGCCAGCAGUAACCAUGUCUGUCAGCCCCCAAGCUGUGGUCCCUGGUGUACAAAAUGUGCCUGUUGUCAUGUCCAGUGCCUCAUAUCCCCUUCAGAGCAUGCCAAACCAGACUCUGGUACCUGUUGUACAGUCCCAACAGAACCAGCCUCAAGGAGUCCGUAGCGGUUCCGUGGUAGGCCUGAGCAUGCAGACUACCCCCUCCAACUUUAGCCAGUUUCCCACCAGCAGCACUCAGGCCAAUGAGAACCAGAGGAAGUGUGAUGGGCUACCUCCGAGCUUUGUCAUCAUAGGAAAAGAUGCCACCAAGCCCCUGAAUCCCGAGAGGUUGCAGCUUACCACACCUGCUGUCAAUAGCCUGUUUGGAAUAACUAUUCCCAUAGAUGGGUAUGAAGACAGUUACUCACCUCAAUCAGGGUGGCGGAGGACAAAUCUCAGUUGCCUCCGCGUCUGAGACAGUCAGCCCACUCAUCAUAUGACCAGCUGAGCGUGUUACCAUGGAGACUCAUGCGUGUGGAGGCUCACGCCCCACAGAGAACGAGAACCACCAUUAGGCGAUCCCCAAGGAAGGUAACCCACGUGACACUACCAAACCUUGCAACCGGGCCAAUCGGUUGCUUAAGAAGCCUGGCAAGUGUCACUCAGCACACCCUUCGAACUCACUGGAUUCGAACUCACGACUUCAGGGGUGGUAGUCAGCAUCUUUGCUCACUGACCUACCCAGACCCCCAUUACUUUCUCUUUUAAGAUAAAACUGAGCCCUUCUACUGGUAAUCUUUAUUUGCAGUACAGAAAACCUGAAGUUUUCUACUAGUUGAAAUUACUUGUCUCGUUUUAUUUUAUUUUACCUUAAGGUAAUCCAAAAGUAACAAAUUAUUUAUAUUACGUUAUUUUCCGUUAUAUUUUGAUUAGAUUACUGUGACAAGGAGGAGGGCAUGGCCAUGAUGGCGCAUGGCCGGUGCUGAAUCAGCUGAUCAGCGGGAGAGCGAGAUAAGGGGCAGCUGGAGUCAUUGAGAGAGAGAGAGAGAGAGACACACACGGCUGCAUUGCAUGUGUGUCUGUUUAUGUUUGUUUAAGUUCAUUGAUUAAGUUAAUUUAAACAUUAAAACUUUAUGUUGAUUGUUCAGCCGGUUCCCGCCUCCUCCUUGCCCAUCCUUUACCUGCUACAAUGGUGCAGAAACCCGGGAGGUUGGAGGGAUGUGCUGUCAAGGAGUCCUCGCAGCUGCCAGGGUAGCAGCUGCAGCUGCCUGCCUGAGGACAGAGGGGUUGCUGCCUGCCGCCGAGAGCCGGAUGAACCGCGGCCAUCUGCUGAGAGGGGGAGGAGCAGUUCUGUCCUCCAGGGGCCGGAGGACUCACUGCUGUCUGCCGGGGGAGGAGCGGGCUGGCAUCCGCCAGAAGGUGGAGGAGCGGUUGGGGACCAGGCAGCAGCGCGUCUAGGAGCCAGCGAGCAAGCCCUUCUCUCUCUCUCUCUCUCUCUCUCCUAUCUCUCUCUCUCUCUCUCUUUGUGUGUCUCCACUCACCCUUUACCUCACCCCACACCUCCCUUCGUUUGUCCCCCAGGUUCGCAGGAGGUGGGGUGGACCACCGGUUGGAGUGGGAGUUAGUCAGACCGGUGGCGCCUCUGCCUGAAUCUGGCGGGAGAGGGGUAUGAGGAGGGCAUGGCCGGGCUAUGAUGCACCGGUUCGAGAAAGAGAGAGACGCAUGCGACCGCGUUGCAUGUGUGUCUGUUUAUGUUUGUUUCAAUUAAUUUAUGCAUUAAAAGUUUAUGUUGAUUGUUCAGCCAGUUCCCGCCUCCUCCUUACCCAUCCUUUACCUGCUACAGAUACUUAUUACAUACAGUAUUAUUUUUUUUAUUAGAUAUCAAUUAGUAAUUAGUUUUUACUGGAUUACAGCUUUGAAAUAACCCGCCCUUCUCUCUCAGCACUGUAAAUCCAAUUUCUUUGCAAUAUUUAUUAGCAAAUGUAUUCUGCUUAAAAAUGGUAGUUUAAGUUUGAAACAGGGAAUUCUCAAAUUUUUUCAGAUUUUUGAAUGCACCUUACUUUCUCCUGGACCUGAGUCAAAGCUGUGGUACUUCUUAGAUGUUGGGUUGUUAAUAAUGAAAAAAAAAACAUGCAUAAGAGCCCCUCCCAGGGACAGAUUAACCACCAGGCCGUUGCCUAGGGGCUUCUAAUCUGAUCUAAUCUGCAUCUCACAGGUGCUGCGCAUUUAUUCAAAGGACUGCAGAGAACAAGCAUGUGAUUUACAAAACACUUUCAAACACAAUGAUAAGGUGUAAUUUAUCCUGGCUGUGUACAGCGUUUAUAAAUAUUAAAGUUCUUUUAAACAUUACAGUGAGUUAUUGCACAACGAUCAAAGUCGUCCUUAUAGUAUGUGUUUACAUGGCCUUGACGCACAUGUGAACAGCCCCUAAAUCGCCCUAUAGUCUACUUCAAAAACUGACCUGAACCUGGCCCAAAACCUAUAGGUUUAUCGGGUAACUUCGGACUCAGAUCAGGUUGAAGACCUCUAAAGACGUACAGAAUAACCGAAUAGUAAUUUUGGUAUUUGAAUACCAUGCACAUCCCUAAUAAUAACACAUAAUUUUGGAUCGGUUCUUAAUUAAAAAGAACAUGGAACUGGCCAUGCACGACAUUGCUCCAAACUAAUCUUCCUGUAGAGCAUUAAAGUGAAUGUAGUCACAUGACAUGUCAUGGGGGCCUCCAUGGUGUACUAGCCCAUGGGUGUCUCAGUUUAUAAUCUGUACUUGGCCCCUCCUCUUGGUGGUAAUUAUGUUUAAUUUUCAAUUUUUCCAUUUGACUCCUUCGCAGUGUUGACAUCUGGCAAUAUGGUUAUGGGCUGUUGCACCAUGUGAUAUUCAAAAGAAUUUAAUCCUAGAGUAAAUCAAUUAUAGGAUUGCAGUUGUGAGACACUCAUUAGAUGAAUAUCAGCAGUGAUUACAUUUACAUGCAUGAUAUUAUUCCGAUUAUGCCUAAACCUUUAUGGGGUUUAGGCCAUAAACGGCUUAAACUAAAACCAAAAGCCACAUGUAGAUUUUUGCCCAUUACCACAAUUUCGCUCUGCAUGUAAACACCUUUACCUGCCUUCAAACCGGCUUAUCAAAUUGUGCGGAUGGCUGCUUAUUUUUUUGACAUCAAAAGCAGAGAAUAAUCAGAUUUAAAAUCUUGUGUAAACGUGGUUCUUGCGCUGUCGGAUUUUCUGAAUAAACAGAUUUUUGAUAGUUAUCAGUGAUUGGUGUACGUGGGGCAACUCUCUUUUUUUUUCCUAUGCCCCUACACAUGGCCUUGGAAGUGUAGAAAUAUGCUGCAACAUUUUUGUUUGUGGUGCCUUAUAACCAACUAGACAUAGAAAUGAUUUUUUGCUCAAAGCAAAAGUCUCUGUGGUCUUUGAACGUUUGUCUUGGGGUUUGGCAACUUAUUCCACUAACAUUUGAAAGAUUUAACACAGCUUUAGUUCAAUCUAAAGUAUUAGUAUCAAUCCUAAUCUAACACAAUUUUGCUAUUUAAAAUGCCUGAAUUAUUAUUGGUUUUAUGACGUUACUAUUAUAAUGAAAUGUACACUGUAAUUCCAUCCUCAUUUUCUGGAAAGCAAUUGUUUGCAGGUUUAGAUAUUAGUUUUUAAACCAAGCUAGAAUUGCACCCUGCCAAACAGCAGGAGGCGUCUGUUGGAAUGCACAUGGAUGGAGACAACACACUGGGUGAUCCAUAUGAAUCGCAGCAGCCCACAUGACUCCAGUCCAGCGGUAGGAGGUCAUUUGAUUCUAGGCCAUCUGUUGUGUGGCCAGCUGUGUGUCGACCAAAAACAUUAUGCAACAGCUCAGCGAAUGAAUUUGCAGCGUCUCUCAAGAGUCUGGACUUGUUUACAGCAACUAGAUGUUGGGGAGGAAUCACUCAUGACUUUGAUUUGGAGCUUAAGCAAUAACAUGAACUUGUUUGCAACAAGGCAUCUAUGGGACAAUACAAGUCGCGUAGACACUGGUGUGCAACGCCACCCAAAACGUACCUUACUGAAAACCAAGAAAGUUAAUUCUGCUGAGUUUGGUUGCCGCUGUCAUUGUUCAUAAUUGUGUUUAUCCAUUUGAGCAAAGUAUAUACUUUAUUUUCUUGUUUAUUUUAUUAUGUUCAGUAAAGACUGAAUCUUUUUACAGUCUCAUAAAUAUGCUCUUUUUUUGCAUUAGGCAUUCAUUUAUUAUCCAAAAUGCCGUUUUUGAACCAGUGAAUGUAAAACAUUAUUUAUUGUUUUGUCACUGUUCCCCAAUAGUGCUAAUUGUCUCUUCAAUUACAUUUGUGUAUUCCAGAGUAGUGAUUCAUUCUUCUGAACCAAUUUUUAUUUAACGGCUUGAAUGAACCAAUUCAUAAAGCGUUGGUCGAUCACCCAAUGCUAAGGAAAAUCUGUAAGAAGGGCACGAUGUUGUUAACAAAAUGGGAAUAAUUAAUAUUAUUAGCCUAAUAGUUAAUGUUAUUUAAAAUUUUGUUGUUUACUGAUGUUCUUAAUAUUGUUAUCAAUAAUGCUGGAAGAAUAAACAUUUG
This is a messenger RNA of Xyrauchen texanus (razorback sucker), 6300 nucleotides long. It is a transcript of the gene tsc22d2, whose product is annotated as TSC22 domain family 2. Bases 588 to 2228 code for a protein of 546 amino acids. The transcript is spliced from 2 exons. The record is from RefSeq and is a predicted model, not a curated record. Gene Ontology annotation, biological process: regulation of transcription by RNA polymerase II. Lineage: Eukaryota; Metazoa; Chordata; Actinopteri; Cypriniformes; Catostomidae.